This is a messenger RNA of Aspergillus pseudotamarii, 2318 nucleotides long. RefSeq names its product putative cell cycle control protein (Cwf19). NCBI's taxonomy places the organism in Eukaryota, Fungi, Ascomycota, Eurotiomycetes, Eurotiales, Aspergillaceae. The coding region runs from base 39 to 2147 and encodes 702 amino acids. The transcript is spliced from 2 exons. The record is from RefSeq and is a predicted model, not a curated record. Gene Ontology annotation, cellular component: post-mRNA release spliceosomal complex. Gene Ontology annotation, biological process: mRNA splicing, via spliceosome.
GUAUCACACCGCACGGAUCACUCCUACCACCGAUAAACAUGACUCUGGAGGAUUUUGAAAAGUCAUUGGCGGAGGAUCAGGGGAAACGGCGCGAGAAAAGUGACAAAGAACGGCAUCGACAUCGCGACCGAGACCGCAGUCGGGAUCGCUCAAGACAUCACCGCCAUCACCACCAUCGCCGCCAUUCGUCCAGAUCCAGAGAGCGUGAGUCCGAUAGGCACAGAGAUCCGCGACACAGGGAUGAGGAUAGACAUCGUCAUAAACGGUCACGCCAUUCUACCGACCAUGGAGACGAUCGCGACCAUGCCCAUAAACGCCGACAUCGACAUGAAAGCAAAGACAACGAAGCGUCCGCUGCGAAGGAGGUAGUUCAGGAGGAACCAACUCGCUUAAAGCGAGAUGCGUGGAUGGAAGCUCCGUCGGCGCUGGACAUUGACUACGUGCAUCGGCGUGAUACGACGCGCUUGGAGGAGGAGCCAAAGCCCAAGAUGCUACAAGCAGACUUUGAGCUCAAAAUCCAUGGUAGAGAACUGAAUCAACACUUGCACGAUCUUAAGGAUGGAAAGGCAUUAGAGGAAAUUCAGGAAGAACAGGCGCAGCACGAUGUUGACUACACCUUCGGUGACUCUGGCUCACAGUGGAGGAUGACUAAACUGAAUGCCGUUUACAGGGAGGCCGAGGAAAGCGGGAAGUCACUGGAGGAAAUUGCUAUCGGGCGCUUCGGGGAUUUACGUUCCUUCGAUGAUGCGCGCGAGGAAGAGGCGGAACUAGAUCGUCGCGAGCGGUACGGUGAGGGAUACGUAGGGAAAGAAAAGCCAUCGGGUGAGCUUUUCCAAGAGAGAAAGCUACAGGAGGGCGUCCACCGUGAUACACACGAGCAUAUCCGGAACCCUGAACAGGAGUUAGAAGCUCAUGGCCAGGGCAAACCGAUCGCUACAGAAUCACCACAGAAUACUACGCAGCCCCUUGACUUAACAGCGCUCAACCGACUUAAGGCACAGAUGAUGAAGGCAAAGCUCAAAGGCUCUCCUGAUGCUGGCGAGCUUGAAGAGCAAUACAAUGCCGCGGCAGCAGCCAUGGCGAACCGAAAGGACCCUGGUGUUGUGGUGUUGGGGGUGCAGCAGAAUCGGAUGCUUGCUGGCAAGAGAAAUGAAGUCAAAGCUGUGGAUACUAAACGAGGCCGAGAACGGGGCCAAGUGGAAGAGAAUGAGGACAUGAGCAUCGAAGAUAUGCUUCGCGAGGAGCGAAGAACCCGGGAUCAGUUCGGCGGAGAAGGGAAACGGCUAGCGGAGAGAAUAGCAAAGGAUGCCAAAUUCGAGAAUGAUUUGGAGUACAUGGACGACAACGCCUCCAAACUAGCACGACGGGUGCAUCAGUCUGAAAUCAACCUCAAGAAUACAACUAUCAGUGAAUUCCAGAAGAUGAACCGAAUCCUGGACAAUUGUCCUCUUUGCCAUCAUGAAGAUACUAAUACUCCGCCUAUUGCCCCUGUGGUAUCUCUGGCGACUAGGGUUUAUCUUACUCUUCCCACAGAGCCUGAACUCAACCAAGGGUGUGCUACCAUUGUCCCCAUUCAACACCGAACGAAUCUUUUAGAAUGUGAUGAUGAUGAAUGGGAGGAAAUCCGCAAUUUCAUGAAGAGCUUGACCCGCAUGUAUCACGACCAAGGCCGCGACGUUAUCUUCUAUGAGAACGCAGCCCAGCCUCACCGAAAGAGGCACGCGGCAAUGGAGGUAGUGCCCUUGCCAUAUGAGCUGGGGGAGACUUCUCCUGCCUUUUUCAAAGAGGCCAUUCUCGCCGCAGACUCAGAAUGGUCUCAGCACAAGAAGUUAAUCGACACAUUAGCUAAAUCUAAGCAAGGAUUGGGCCGAUCCGCCUUCCGCCGUACGCUGGUGAAAGAGAUGCCGUACUUCCAUGUCUGGUUCGAACUUGAUGGUGGUUUAGGGCAUGUAGUCGAGGACGAAAACCGCUGGCCCCGAGGCGAUCUCUUUGCACGAGAAGUCAUCGGAGGAAUGUUGGAUCUAGCCCCAGAUGUGAUUAAGCGGCAGGGCCGCUGGAACCGUGGAGGCGAUCGACGAGUUGAUGGAUUUAAGAAACGGUGGAGGCGAUUCGACUGGACGAGGGUGCUUUUUGAGGGGCAAGCCUAAGUUCCUAUUCUCCAUGGCCAUUUGACCGUAAUGUAGGGAUCCUAGGAGCCUCUUGUUAUGUAUCGUUCUUCUCUCCUGAAGCGGAUUAAUUAUGCACACCGUUAUUGACCCUAGCGAUUCUUGUAGUUUCAUAAUGUUGCGCCUUAAUUAGUAUAAAUCUUGUCACCAGCC